AUGGAUGGUAGAGACAUGGACUUUGAGGAGGACUACCAGUCCCCAUUCAAUUUUGAUGCAGGAGUGAACAAAAGUUAUCUCUACUUGUCUCCUAGUGGGAAUUCCUCUCCGCCUGGAUCACCAUACUUGCAGAAGGGGCCCUUUGGUGGGCUGAGAACAGACCCAGUACUGGAGGAAGGGGAAGAUGCUGCCGCCACGAUCAGUACCACGGAGGUCUUAUCAGAGGAGGAGCAGGAAGAGCUAAAGAGAGAACUGGCAAAGGUAGAAGAGGAGAUCCAGACUCUGUCUCAAGUAUUAGCAGCAAAAGAGAAGCAUCUAUCAGAGAUCAAGCGGAAACUUGGGAUUGGUUCACUACAGGAAAUAAAGCAGAACAUUGCCAAAGGGUGGCAAGAUGUGACAGCAACAUCCGCAUACAAGAAGACAUCUGAAACCUUGUCUCAGGCUGGACAAAAAGCUUCAGCUGCUUUUUCAUCUGUUGGAUCAGUCAUCACUAAAAAGCUGGAAGACGUAAAAUUGCAAGCCCUUUCACAUUCUUUUAGCAUACGCUCCAUUCAGCAUUCAAUUAGCAUGCCUGCUAUGAGAAAUUCUCCAACUUUCAAGUCGUUUGAAGAAAAAGUUGAAAACUUAAAGUCUAAAGUAGGGGGAACCAAGCCUGCUGGGGGUGAUUUUGGAGAAGUCUUGAACUCAACAGCAAAUGCCAGUGCCACCAGUACGGAGCCUCUUACUGAGCAGACCCAGGAGACCCCGUGA
Messenger RNA from Chrysochloris asiatica (Cape golden mole), 750 nucleotides. It is a transcript of the gene TPD52, whose product is annotated as tumor protein D52. The coding region runs from base 1 to 750 and encodes 249 amino acids. The record is from RefSeq and is a predicted model, not a curated record. NCBI's taxonomy places the organism in Eukaryota, Metazoa, Chordata, Mammalia, Afrosoricida, Chrysochloridae. The transcript has 9 exons. Gene Ontology annotation, cellular component: cytoplasm. Gene Ontology annotation, biological process: B cell differentiation.